Choloepus didactylus (southern two-toed sloth) is the source of this 1179-nucleotide messenger RNA. RefSeq names its product actin-related protein T2-like. Gene Ontology annotation, cellular component: nucleus. The transcript has 2 exons. Bases 1 to 1179 code for a protein of 392 amino acids. Lineage: Eukaryota; Metazoa; Chordata; Mammalia; Pilosa; Megalonychidae. The record is from RefSeq and is a predicted model, not a curated record. Gene Ontology annotation, biological process: regulation of DNA-templated transcription. Gene Ontology annotation, molecular function: chromatin binding.
AUGAGGAUCUGGUGGUAUUCAUCCAGUUCAGAAGUGUAUACUGCAGACAUUUUUAAUCCACAUGUAUUAGAUACUCCAGCUGUGAUUUUUGACAAUGGGUCAGGACUCUGCAAAGCAGGUUUAUCUGGAGAGAUUGGACCCCAUCAUGUCAUCAGCACAGUUGUGGGGCAUCCUAAAUUCAGCACACCUUCAGCAGGAGCCAAUCAGAAGUACUUCAUGGGAGAUUCAGCUAUAUUCAAGCAUGAGUACUUACAUUUGCACUAUCCCAUUGAACGUGGCCUGGUCAUGGGGUGGGAUGACAUGGAGAAACUCUGGAAGCAUGUUUUUGAUUGGCUGCUGGGAGUAAAACCUAGUCAUCAUCCAGUGCUGAUGACUGAGCCCUCCUUAAACCCAAGGGAGAAUAGAGAGAAGAUGACAGAAUUAAUGUUUGAGACCUUCAAUGUUCCUGCCUUCUACCUGUCCAACCAGGCAGUGGUAGCACUUUAUGCUUCUGCUUGUGUCACAGGCCUGGUGGUAGACAGUGGGGAUAGGGUCACCUGCACUGUCCCCAUCUAUGAGGGUCAUUCUCUGCCUCAUGCUGUCACCAAGCUUGCUGUGGCAGGGAGGGAUAUCACAGAGCACCUCACGCGGCUCCUCCUUGCUGGCGGGUGUAACUUCCCUUGCAUGUUUGACAAGGCCUUGGUGGAUGACAUCAAACAGAAGUUGUGCUAUGUGGCAGUGGAGCCAGAGAACGAGCUAUGCAAGAGGCCACAGGAUAUUCUAAGAGAAUACAAGCUGCCAGAUGGGAAUGUCAUCCACAUUGGGGACCAGCUGUUUCAGGCACCUGAAGUUCUAUUUGCACCUGAUCAGCUGGGCAUCCACAACCCAGGUCUCUCAAAAAUGGUCUCCAGCACCAUCAUGAAGUGUGACACUGACAUCCAUGCCACACUUUUUGCCGAGAUUGUGCUGUCUGGGGGCACCACUCUCUUCCCUGAGCUUGAGGAACGACUCAUGAAAGAGCUGGAGCAGCUGGCUGCCAAAGGGAUCCCCAUCAAGAUCACAGCUCCUCCUGACAGGUGUUUCUCCACAUGGAUAGGUGCAUCCAUUGUGACCUCUCUGAGCAGUUUCAAGCAGAUGUGGGUCACUUAUGAAGAUUUCAAGGAGUUUGGGAAAUCUGUGGUUCAGAGAAGAUGCUUUUAA